Castor canadensis (American beaver) is the source of this 2771-nucleotide messenger RNA. NCBI's taxonomy places the organism in Eukaryota, Metazoa, Chordata, Mammalia, Rodentia, Castoridae. The record is from RefSeq and is a predicted model, not a curated record.
UCAUCUCGGGCAGAGCGCAGGGGAUCCGAGCAAACCAGAGAGCGAAGCGAGCGAACGAGCGGCGCUCGCCAGGGACAGAGAGAGAGAAAGGGAGAGAGGGCGAGGCGCGGACGCGCGAGGUCGGCCCGUCCCGGAGCUGGCGAGGGUGUGGGGUGCAGAUCGGGGCGCCGGAGCGGGGCCGUGUCCCUGUCUGCGCCACUCAGCUUGAACCCCACGGGCACUGUAUCGCUGACGCGCUCGGGGCCGCGGGACGGGCGCACGCUGCCUUCUAGUCAAGUGUCCAAGCCGCUUCGAAACUCAGGCGGCGAGUCGGCCACAGGAAGUUUAUUCUCGGGCUCCUUUUCUAAAAGGAGGAAAUAGAAGUUUCUCCGAGCGGGCAGCCUUUCUUUUCGCUCUUUUGGCCCUGUCUGAAAUCGGGCGUCCCCAGAGCUGGCAGGCGAGACUCGCUGGGCUCUUCUUCUUUUUUAAUUUCCAAAUUUUCUUUGGGCCGUCAGUCCCGGCCGAGCUCCGGCUGCGCGCGGGGGCGGGAGGGCGCGCGCAGGGGAGGGACCGAGGGACGCGCCGACUUUUUAGAGGGAGGGAUCGGGUGGACUACUGAUCCCGCGGCACUUGCAGAGCAGGAAAGAAGUGCCGUGCGAGGCGUUCGGGGGACACUUUCCGGGUGUCGCCGCCUCCCUGUCCGCGCCCGCCGUCGUGGGGGAAAAGCCCCGGAGCGAAGACCAAAGCCCGCGGCGCGGCGGGCGGACGAGCUAGCGCGCAGCAGCCUGUGCGCGGCCGCGGCGAGGGCGGGGGAAGAAAAACACCCUGUUUCCUCUCUGGCCCCCACCGCGGAUCAUGUUCCAGGAUUAUCCCGGGAACUUUGACACCUCUUCCCGGGGCAGCAGCGGCUCUCCUGCGCACGCCGAGUCCUACUCCAGUGGCGGAGGCGGCCAGCAGAAGUUCCGGGUAGAUAUGCCUGGCUCGGGCAGUGCCUUCAUCCCUACCAUCAACGCCAUCACCACCAGCCAGGACCUGCAGUGGAUGGUGCAGCCCACAGUGAUCACCUCCAUGUCCAACCCCUACUCCCGCUCGCACCCCUACAGCCCCUUGCCGGGCCUGGCCUCUGUCCCUGGACACAUGGCCCUUCCAAGACCUGGUGUGAUCAAGACCAUUGGUACCACCGUGGGCCGCAGAAGGAGAGAUGAGCAGCUGUCUCCUGAAGAAGAGGAGAAGCGUCGAAUCCGGAGGGAGAGGAACAAGCUGGCUGCAGCCAAGUGCAGGAAUCGUCGCAGGGAGCUGACAGAGAAGCUGCAGGCGGUGAGGAGCAUUGCAUGGGGGCCAGUGGGAGGGGGGGAGACACUCUGUCCUUGCUCACAAGUGCCUUACACACGAGUCAGUGGAGAUAGAGCACCUGGAUCAAUAGUGUGCUGAAUAACAGAGAGAGAGAGAGAGAGAGAGAGAGAUUGAGAAAACAAAUGAACAAACUGGCUUUUGCCACCAGCUUGGACCUGGGCAGUCUUUGUGGGCCAACACAUUUUUUCACUCAGUUCCUGAGUACUGUCUGCUCUCAGAACUACUGGAGCUUCUGGGUGAGGGAUGGCAGAGAGCAUAGAUGUCAUCAGUUCCUAGGAGCCAGGGCAGAUCCAGACCUGCCCCUCCCGGGCUGUUUCCCAGUGUUCCAGCCACCCCAUGCUUGCUGCCCGCAGGAGUGGCCCAGCCUGGCUUAAGCACUCUGGUUUGAUGGGUGGAGGGGCCUGAUGAAGACAGGCCGCAUGUCAGUUGAGUUGUAUUUUCUUGGGGUUUUCUCAUAUUCUUCAUGACCAAGAAGGUUCCCCAUGGUCAUGGUACCUCAUUUUGUCCUGUGAGUCACCCUCCCAUGCUUCCUAAUUGCUCAGACCUGGGGGCCCGUGGCUCUGCCCCCUCCCUCUCAUGAUCUUGACCUGACCAAUGUCAUGUAAUGCCCUCCAGAACCUGGCCCUAAAGGAAGGGCUGUGUGCCAUGUGGAGAAUGCCUAAAGCCAGGGCUGACUCCACCAGGUGGAAUGUUUUUCAAAAUGAGGAGCUGAGCGAGACCCUGUCGGUGGUCCUCACAAUACCCUCAUGGGGUGGUACUUUAGAAAAUAUCUGUUAGUGUCUUUAAUCUUCCCAGGUACUAGCCACUCAUGUAAGCUUCCUUGUGUUCAUCCUGCAGCCUUUGCUCUUAGGCAUUGAACAUGUACUUCAUGAAUUCCGUGACGUCCGUAGUAAUGUCCCACGGAAGUGUUAGAGACAGGGAAGUGGAUGAGUGGAUGGGAGGUCUCCAUCCCCAGAUGAGGUGGAUCCAAGAGUGAUCAACACUCCCCAGACACUCCCCCAACAGAGCCCCCCCACCGCCACUGCUAACCUUUCUCUGGCCUGGCACUUCAGGUAGCCAUGUCCAGUGUAACUUCCUGAGAUGUUCCCUACUGCCAGCCCUCAAAUAGCCUCCCCUCUGAGGUCCCUCUGUCUUCCUCCCCUCCACCCAGAACUCUCACACCCUAGUCCCCCGCCUCCCCCGCCCCUGACCCAGCCACCCAGGCCCCUGAGCCACAUCCUCCACAGGAAGCCUCUCAUAAGCUCAUGACGUUUGUCAGACCCUUGAGACAGAUGGAAACUUUUUUUUCACUCCGGAAUAUGCUGCACUCUGCUUAAUGAAGCUCUUGCCGGUAUCUCCUCCUUUAUGACCAGGAAUCCAUGUUAGGGAAAAAUCGAGGAGGAGGCUGAUGACGCACCCCCACUCUCCACCAGCCCUCUCCACGUGUACUUGUGAAGGAA